CACUCCUCACAUAAUAAUACAUUUCUUCCAACUUUUCACAAUUCACAUCCCUUUUUCCCAUUCCCAAAUACAUACAUACAAACGUGAUGCAACUGCAAAAAUAUAUCAAAACGAGAUUCCACAAUUAGCGAGGUACUAGUCAAAGAGCGUCAUGGUGAUGGUGUGACCCCAAAAUGAUGAAAAUGAGGAAAUGGGAGAAGAAAAAUUGAAGAACACAAGAUGUGUCUUCUUCUUUUAAGACAUUAAGACCAUCAACAAGAGAAACAAUUAUAAAUUUAUAUAUAGAGAGAGGGAUAUAUAGAGAAGACAGAGAUUUAUCGAUUAUUUGUUUUUGCAAUAAUCCCUUGAGUGAAUAAUGCCAGUCCCUCUUGCACCAUAUCCAACAACUCCGGCGCCGCCACUGGCUCCGGCGUACACUCCUCCGCCUCCUGCAAAUGGUAGUACAGGUGGACAGAGCCAGUUAGUGUGUUCAGGUUGCAGAAACCUUCUGAUGUAUCCCGUCGGAGCAACCUCUGUCUGUUGUGCCGUCUGUAACGCGGUCACGGCCGUUCCUCCGCCAGGAACGGAGAUGGCUCAGUUAGUGUGUGGAGGAUGCCAUACACUUUUAAUGUACAUUCGAGGAGCUACAAGUGUUCAAUGUUCUUGUUGUCACACCGUUAAUCUUGCCCUCGAAGCGAAUCAGGUGGCGCAUGUGAACUGCGGAAGCUGCAAGAUGCUACUAAUGUAUCAAUAUGGAGCAAGAUCUGUGAAAUGUGCCGUUUGUAGCUUUAUCACGUCUGUUGGGGUAAUAUUAGUCCUCUUCAUAAAAAGGGAAAAAAACCGAUUUUAAAACCUUUGCAAAUAACUAACAAAAUGAUUUGCAUUUGUUUACAUUAGGAUGCUUCUUUAUAUAAUGUUUUUUUUUGGUGGCUGGGUUUUCAUAAUGCUUUGUAGGGUUCGACGAGCACGACUGAUCAGAAGUUAAACAAUUAAAAGUUGGUAUGGAUCGUUUUUAUAUAUUGAAUUGUGAGCAAUAUAAAAGAAGAACCAAACCCUUUUUCCCCUCCUCGAAGUAACUUGAAAUUUGUAAUUCGUCGAAAUUUCUGACUUUGGUAUCUUUGUCCGUUUGUAUAGAGUUGUCUCUCUUCAAUGUUUCUGUUUAAAUUAUUUCUUCUUCCUUUUGUUCUUUUUCUUUAUUUAGAGAAGAAGUUGAUUCACCAGUUUGUAAGAGUGAUUCAGGAAUAAAAGCUAAGCUUUUAAUAGAUGAUAUUUCAGUUAA
This is a messenger RNA of Eruca vesicaria subsp. sativa (arugula), 1258 nucleotides long. NCBI's taxonomy places the organism in Eukaryota, Viridiplantae, Streptophyta, Magnoliopsida, Brassicales, Brassicaceae. The record is from the annotation of a GenBank genome assembly.